Messenger RNA from Exserohilum turcica Et28A, 3066 nucleotides. RefSeq lists its product as uncharacterized. The record is from RefSeq and is a predicted model, not a curated record. Bases 1 to 3066 code for a protein of 1021 amino acids. NCBI's taxonomy places the organism in Eukaryota, Fungi, Ascomycota, Dothideomycetes, Pleosporales, Pleosporaceae. The transcript is spliced from 8 exons.
AUGUUCGAAAAUAUGUCUGGUCUUUCUCCUGAAGAUCAACGCCUAGUCUCGACACUUGGGUCCGGCCCAAGGAUCUCUGUCUCAUCGGAGACUAUCCAUGAAGCUUUCGAGCGCAUUGUGGACGAACACCCGGGGGUUGUGGCUGCUGUCCACGAAGGCCAAAGCAUCACCUAUCUGCAGCUGGAUCUUGCAGCCAACCGUCUCGCACAUCAUCUGAUCGGCUCAGGACUUCGCCCAAGACAGAGAGUAUGUCUCGUCGUGCAAAGAUCAAUAGAGAUGCUCAUCGGCUUCCUGGCGAUCCUGAAAGCUGGCUGCCAGUAUGUUCCAAUUGACGGCGGCGUUGCCUCUGACCAGGCCCUGGAACACAUUUUCAAAGAUACUGAGGCGCGCUUCAUCCUGUGCCUUCCAAAGUUCUGGGAUCGAGUUAAGCAGUUUGCGGACCACGAGUCUCUCAUCUUGGAGUUGAACAUGAACACUGGGGCCUUCUAUUCCCCUGCCAGGCCGGGUAUCCGGGUUACCGCAGAAGAUGGUGCCUAUGCUAUGUAUACUUCAGGAAGUACCGGCGUUCCCAAAGGGGUCGAUGUCAAGCAUGGGACUAAAACCAAUGCCCUUCUUUCAGAACCCGGGCGAAUGGGGAUUACUGUUGGCUCGAGGGUUGGGCAGGUCCUGAGCAUAUCCUUCGCAAUGGGAGCAUGGGAGACGUUGGGCUGUUUAAUGAACGGAGGAACGCUUUACCUACGAGGAUCCGACUGGGAUGCUACACUAAAACAGAUCGACACGUUGAUUAGCACACCCUCCAUUCUUUCCAAAUACGAACAACAUAAUUUUCCGAAUAUCAAGACCAUCGGUUUGGCAGGCGAAGCGUGCCCGCAAGCUCUUGCCGACGAAUGGGCUCAAGGUAGAUCCUUCUACAACAUGCUUGGCUCUACAGAGACCUUCCUCCUGUCUGCGCAUAGACAUGUGAGCGGUGGACACCUAUCAAUCGGUCGGCCACUGCCAAAUACACAAUGUUACGUGCUUGAUGACAACGGCGAGCCCGUCCCAUUCGGUCAGAAGGGCACGCUGUGGGUUGGAGGUGCAGGCAUAUCAAGAGGCUACAUCAACCUGCCCUUGACUACUGCAGAGAAAUUCCAGCUCGACAAAUUUGCGAACGAUGGCUCCAUGAUGUACAACUUUGGCAACAUCGUUUGUUGGAGAGCCGAUGGUUCGCUUGAUUCUUUUGGCCGAAUGGACGACCAAGUAAAGAUCAAGGGUUUCCGUGUGGAGCUCGACGGUGUUACUGCUGUGGUCGAGCGAUUUGCAGGGAUCACACGGGGCGCGUCUCUCGUGAUCGACGGAGUUCUCUAUGGAUUCUACGCAUCUUCGGUUCCGGUCAGUGAGCAAGAGCUCGCUGGCUUCUUGCGAAAACAACUGCCGUAUUAUUCCGUGCCAGAGCGAUGGAUCUGCGUGGACGAAGUCCCGCUGAACCCCAACGGCAAAGUCGACAAAACCCAACUCAAGGCACUGGCUGCAGAAACAGGUCUCUCCAAGCCGGAGGCAGGAAUCACUAGAAAGGGGCAUGCACGAAUGGACUCGGGUGUCGAUUUCCUGGAAGAGCCGAAAAAGGUCGAAGCUCCUCUUGCGGCGAUUAUGCAUGACGACCCCCGAGCUGGUUCAGAUGACGUUGAUCUCGAGAAAGGGUUCCGCGCUAAAAGUCUCGAACACAGCUCGAUAUCUGAAAGUACCGAGCCGUGCGAUACACUGGCUACGCUACCAGAACCUAGAUUAUCGCCUGCGGAAGCCUGGAUACGGCACCGUGGUCUCAUUGCGUAUCGCUGGCUCCUCCUUCCUGUUGUCAUGGUCAACGUUGGAGUAGCGUGUUGGCUUCUCUAUGACAACAUCAAGAACCAGACAUAUCCACUCUCUUCGGUCGCAAAUGCCACUGCAGCUAACCUCUGCGCUGCAAUCCUGAUCCGUUCGGAACCGGUGAUUAAUCUGCUGUUCAAGAUCUUUUCAUCGGUUCCGACUUGGGUACCUCUGCGGAUACGGUGCAUAUGCGCAAAUGUCUUUCAUAUCGGCGGUCUGCACGUCGGCUGUGCGAUUGCCGCUGUCAUAUGGUUCAUCAUCUUUAUUGUGGGUGCGAGUCUCGAACUGGCAAAAGGUGUCGAUGAAAGAGCCAUCUCGUUGGCGCUGGCGAUACUGUCUUACUUUAUCAUGGCCUUGUUGCUCGCAAUGACUUCGAUGUCGCACCCAUAUGUCCGAAAUCGGUACCACGACUUAUGGGAGAGCAUGCAUCGAUUUGGUGGAUGGGCCGUGCUGAUUCUUUACUGGGUCCUUGUUGGGCUAUCGUCCGCAGAUCUGGGCCGUGAAUCGGGACUAUCCGCUUCGGAAGCCUACCUCAGAAACCCGUCGCUAUGGCUCAUUGCAAUCGCCACUUGUGCGAUCAUCUUUCCCUGGCUGUUCCUCCGACGGGUUGCUGUCAGGUCUGAAGUUCUCUCUUCUCAUGCCGUCCGGCUACACUUUGCCGCGAAUCUUGGUCCCGGCAAAGGCGUCCGCCUUGCACAACAUCCGCUCGGCGACUUCCACGGUUUUGCCACAAUCACAAACGGGCCGCGUGAAAAUGGAUACUCGGUGAUUGUAAGCCGGGCUGGGGAUUUUACAGGUCAUGUGAUUGACACUGCGCCAACGCAUAUUUGGAGACGCGGGAUCCCCACCUCCGGAGUCCUGCGCAUCGCAACAUUAUUCAAGAGCGUGGUUGUCGUGGCUACAGGAUCGGGCAUUGGCCCCUGCCUUUCCAUCUUUCCCUACCAGCACAUUGCCAUGCGCAUCCUUUGGACGGCGCCCAAUCACGAGGCAACGUUUGGCAAGUCCAUUGUUGAUGCCGUGGUGAAGAGAGACCCAAAAGCCGUCAUCUACAACACGCGUAUGUCUGGGAAACCAGACAUGAGUCUUUUGACGUAUAGAUUAUACAAGGAGAGCGGCGCUGAAGCGGUGCUCGUGAUUAGCAACAAGCGCUUUACUAGGCAGAUUGUUUUCGACAUGGAGAAAAGAGGGAUUCCAGCGUACGGGGCGAUUUUCGACUCUUAG